Sus scrofa (pig) is the source of this 12509-nucleotide messenger RNA. It is a transcript of the gene MRPL1, whose product is annotated as mitochondrial ribosomal protein L1. Gene Ontology annotation, cellular component: large ribosomal subunit; mitochondrion. NCBI's taxonomy places the organism in Eukaryota, Metazoa, Chordata, Mammalia, Artiodactyla, Suidae. The record is from RefSeq and is a predicted model, not a curated record. Gene Ontology annotation, biological process: translation. Gene Ontology annotation, molecular function: structural constituent of ribosome; RNA binding.
UUCCAUAAGUUUGUCGUUUUAUUAUUCACUUGCUCCUAAUGGCACAGCUGGUCAGCAGGGGGGAAAAUGUAGAGGUGAUUAAUGUUCGGACUAAUUUAAAACCAGGCUGACCUUGUGAUGAGUUAAAAAGAGUUUGUUAGGGAGGGGCACACCCCCUUCGGUUGGUAGUGGAAAGUCUGGCUAAUUUUUAAGUAUUUGCAAGGUUGGAAACGUGGCGGUGGAAGCUGGUGAGAUUCUUCGAUUUUUUGUUUUUCGUGCUUUCCUAAGUACUCUCAUAAUCUAUUAAAAAUGAUCGCUUUCAGUACACUUGCAAAAUCAAAAAGAAGAAAAAAAUAAAAAGGAAUAAAAUGGAGUAUCGCCAACAGGACCGUAUUUUCCAGGAAGGGCGGAUUUCCCUGAAGGUGGUUAAGCUGUCGAACCGGAACCACGAAACUCUGGGUCCUACGCAGUACGGAGGACUGACGGGAACACUGCCAAAGGGCACCGCGCCAUGCGCCCGCCCCCGCUGGCUUGAAAGCUUUUGGUUCCAGCCCCUUUCCUCUUGCUCCUUCGAAUCUCUUCCCCCUCCACAGUUUCCGUAUAGGAACCUUUUGUAACAUUCUUCCACGUUGAAGCGGGGGACCAAUUUCGUCGACACAAUCCGGAAUGGUCAACAUGGCGGUGGCCGUAAGAGUCCUCAGUAGAGGAAACUCAUUGUAAAGAACAGCAUUCCCUAUUUGGGACAGUUGUUGCUUGAAGGAUAGGGGCGGCAAGAGAUCACGACAGACCCAAAUCUUGAUUCAUCAUCAAAGGCAUAGUCUUUCCAAGAUGGUUUCUCAGAUGCCUCUUUAUCCUCGUUCUGUAUACAUUCAGCUGCCCAACAGACAUUUUGCUGCUGCUGCUACGAAGCCUGCAAAGAAAACACAAAAGGGUGCCAAAGGAAAAGCAUCAGAUGAAAAAAAAGAUGAUAUAGAAAAAAUAAAAUCAUAUCCCUUUAUGGAAGGUGAGCCUGAAGAUGAUGUCUACCUAAAACGCUUAUAUCCAAGGCAGAUAUACGAGGUAGAGAAAGCGAUUCACUUACUUAAGAAAUUUCAAGUUCUGGACUUUACUAAUCCAAAUCAAGGUGUUUAUCUUGAUUUGACACUGGACAUGACUCUGGGGAAGAAGAAAAAAGUGGAGCCAUUUGCCAGUGUUCUUAGUUUGCCAUACCCAUUCACUUCAGAAAUCAAUAAAGUUGCUGUAUUUACAGGGAAUGCUUCAGAGAUUAAAAUAGCAGAAGAAAAGGGAGCUGCGUUUGCAGGAGGAACUAAUCUGAUUCAGAAGAUUUUGGAUGAUGAAAUUCAACCAGACUUUUAUGUAGCUGUUCCAGAAAUAAUGCCUGAGCUUAAUCCAUUAAGGAAGAAACUGAAAAAAAGAUUUCCUAAGCUUACUCGAAAUUCCAUUGGCCGGGACAUACCCAAAAUGCUUGAAUUAUUUAAAACUGGACAUGAAAUUAAGGUAGAUGAAGAAAGGGAGAACUUUCUGGAGACCAAAAUAGCAACACUGAAUAUGUCAAGUGACCAGAUAGCUGCCAAUCUGCAAGCAGUUAUCAAUGAAGUUUGUAGGCAAAGACCACUGAACUUGGGACCCUUUGUGGUACGUGCUUUCCUUCGAAGUUCAACAAGCGAAGAGAGACAGAGAGAGACAGAGAAACAGAGGGAACAUGCACACACAUGAUGUUAUAAAGUAAGCAUUUCCCCAUAUUAUUUAAAAUCUUAUAUGAAAAGCAUCAUUUUACUAGCUGAGCAAUAUUUCAUCCUGUUGAUGCUCUAAUUUAUGGAGUCAUUUCCCAGUUUGGGGGCAUUUAACUUGCUUUCAGGCCCCCCCUCUACCGUUAUUAUUUACAAUGCUUUGGAGAAAAUCUUUGAGCAUCACUUAUUUUCCUCUAUAUUUCUAGAAGUGACAUUCUUGAGUUAAAGGUGUGAUAUGGCUAAGGGUCUUAAUUUUGUCUUAGAAAGGUGCCUUUUUGAGCAGAACAAGCCAGAACAAGAAAUAUGGUUGGAAAACUUGCUCUGGGCGAGAACAUUCCAGGGUCUUAUUAACUGGCCUAUGAAUAAAUUAUUCCCUAAUCUUCCCUUAGAGCAUUUUUCCUAUUGGCUACCUAGAACUAAUGUUGAAUGUUCAUCCUGGUGUGCUUCUGGAAAAAUAGAAGAAUCACUCUAGGCUACUCUUCACUUAAAUCUCUUUCUCUUUUGUAUUGUUAAUGUAUUUGCUUUUUUGUUAGAAAAUAAAUUAAAAGCUUAUAUAUAAAAAGAGUAAAAUGUUUUUAAAAUGCAUGGUAAAUACUACUGAUUCCCAAAUGUUAGCCUGCAUGCAAAUCACCUUGUGAGCACAAAUUGCCUGGCACCAGUCAGUGAUCUGAGGUGGACCGUGAAAAUUUACAUUUCUAACAAAUUCCUUUUGCCAAACCCAGGUUUGUAUGCCUGGUACAUGGUGAGGCCAAACAAACCAAAAUAUUGGAGUUUGGAGCAGAGAAAACUUUAUUGCAAGGGCUGAGCGAGGAGAACAGGCUGCUGGUGCUCAAAAAGCCUAAACGCUCCCAAGGUUUUCAGGGAAGAGUUUUUAUUGGGCAAAACGUGCAAGGAGGACUGUAAAGUAUGUGACCUUCCCCUCACUGGUUGGUGGAGAGAUAACAGUAAUAACGCUCCAGGAAUCUCAGUCCUUAGCCUUCUGGUCCAGCCAGUCUGGGAUCCAGGGAUUGUGCUCUGCCUGCAGUUACCGUCCUCCACCUGGGUGGGAGUAUCCCUUGAGGGGGAACCAGGACCCUGCAGUCUUCUUUUUUGACUGCUUUUUCUUUGUUUCUGCAUCCCCUUGCUCUUCUAAUUAGAAACUGAACCUGCCCUUUGGAAUUUGGGGAAGGUCUCAAAGGCCAAAGCCUUUUCCCUACAACAAGGAAGCGGGGGGCACGGACAGGCUUUGGUACUCUGGAGGGCCCCCAGAGUCCUGCUUGGGUUCAUUCCCAGGUGAUGAUGGUGUUACUGGUCCAUGGAUGAUACUUUGAGAACCACUGUUAUUUACUAAUGAAUCUUUUAACCUUGGAUAAAAAGAUCUCUAGCUUUGUUAUCAGCAUCAGUUUAUUUUAAAAUUCAGCAGGUAAUUCUGAUGUAGCAGGGUUGAGAAUCACCAGUAUAUGCAAUUAGCCAAAUUAUAAAAGAAAAAGUUUUUAAUAAAAGUCAAGAUUCUAAAAGAAUGAUAUGAAAAAAAAAAAAAGAGUGCACCAAAUUUAAGGGCUAGGACUAGUUCCUAGCUUUCUGGUCUAUCCCUAGAAGUAAACAAUUUAAAUUCCUUUGGAAUGGGAGUUCCCAUCAUGGCUCAGUGGUUAACAAAUCCGACUAGGAACCAUGAGGUUGUGGGUUCAAUCCCUUGUCUCGCUCAGUGGGUUAAGGAUCUGGCAUUUCUGUGAGCUGUGGUGUGGGUUGCAGACGCAGCUCCAAUCUGACGUUGCUGUGGUGUAGGCCGGCAGCUACAGCUCUGAUUAGACCCCUAGCCCAGGAACCUCCAUAUGCCAUGGGAUGGGCCCUAGAAAAGGCAAAAAGACAAAAAAAAAAAAAAAAAAAUUCCUUUGGAAAAACAAUUCAAAAUCUGGGAUAUUCUGUAAAAGAAGAACAUCAUGAGGUGAUCACCAAUGUACUUUCUAACACAAAUUUUAUGAUUAUAGCUUUUGUGGGUGACAUUUCAUGCCAUUAGAGAUGAUGUGAUAUUAUUAAUUAAUAUUACUCAAUAAACAUACACCUAAACAUAAAUUUGAUGGUAUUGCUUAGUUUUACGGUGGGAUGGGGAGACCUGGUCAAUGAUUGUUUUUUAAUAGCAAGUAGUUAACCACAGUAUCCAGUAGGUGGCAGUAAUAACCUUUCUCACAACUUUUAAAUAGUCCUACUUAUUCGUAACUACUUGUUUUCUUAUUUGACUAUACCAAUAAAAUAGCAAGAAUACUUUAUAGACCCGUUGGAGCUUUGUUAGGCUUUUUGUUGUUGUUCUAUUUUGGGUAUAUUACAGAGGUUGCUUUAGUUGUCACUCUGUAAUAAUGCAUUUUUAGAAUUUAAAAAUUCAUUUGUUUUAACUUUUAUUAUAGAUUUUUUCAAAUAAUACAGAAAAAUAACACUCAUUUACUCAUCACCCAGCUCCAGCAAUUAUCAACAUCAUACUAUUGUUCUAGGUACAUCUGUCGACUCCCUAGCUCAUCCUAAUCCUUGCUAGAGUAAUUAAUCGCAAAUCCCGCAUAUCACUUAACCUAUAAGAGUUUUGAGAAUAAUUAAGCUACCAUUACAAGAAAAUUUUAGGUCCAUUUUUCAAAACCCAAUGUUUUUGUGUUCCCCUCUAACCACUGAGAGUAUUUAAGUUUUUUGGAUUGCAUUUUGCAUAUAAUAAUGAGCAAAUCACAUAUUUCUAGUGCUUUGAGAACUUAGAGUACAUAGUAACAUAAUUAUUCACAGAAACUUAUGUAUAAAUAUCAAUACUUUAAAAAAAUCAAAAGGAAGAAAUAAACUGGUAUCUUCACUUAAAUUUUUGUUUUUGAAUCAAAAUAUAAAAUUAGAAAUGUAACUACUAUAAGGAAUGGGUUGAAGUAAUAUUCAGUUUAUAUCUGAAGGUAUCUAAAGGAACAAAAAGAUUUACUGUAUUAUUUUAUUUUAAAAAACAAAAGCACACUAAAUAAAUUUGGCAGGUAGAGAAAGGAAGAGUUUAAAGGAAAAAGUGACCCAUAAUUCCUUCAGCAACCAUUUCACAUUUUGUCAUACUUCCUUUUUUCCUUCUUCCCAUGUGGAGGGCUCCUUUCUCCCUUAAAUAACAUGUUUUGAUGCUCUUGGAUAUAGAGUAGGAAGGGAGACAUCUUGGCUUUGGAAGUUUCCCUUGUCUCUAUAUCUUUAGUUGCUUUUAUUUGAAAAAAGCCAACCAAAAGCAAUUAAGUAUUUGCUAAGUGAAAGGCCUAAUGCUUUCUGUACCUCAUUAUAUAUUAUAUAAAAUUUUAUAACAUAUUUCCCAACUUGGUAAUAAGUUUAAUGAAAAUUAAUUUAUAUAAAUUUUUAAGUUAAAUAGAAUAACCCAGUGUUUUCCAAAGGGCAAUAAGUAUACCAUUAGUGGCAAGAAAGACCUAGAGAUGAAAUUUGAUGGUAAGUGAACCACAUUGUAAAAUUAGUAGUUAAGUAUGUUUUUACUGUAUUAUAGGAAAAUAUAACUUGCACAUAAAAGAUUAUGAUUUCAUGGAUAUUGUUGCCUAGGAUGACAUUGCCUAGGUGAUUAUUUGUAAAGUCUAUUUAAAAAUAUUAAGUUGGAAGUUCCUGUUGUGGCACAGUGGAAAUGAAUCCAAUUAGUAACCAUGAAGUGGUGGGUUUGAUCCCUGGCUGUGCUCAGUGGGUUAAGGAUCCGCUGUUGCCCUGAGCUGUGGUGUAGGUCACAGACAUGGCCCAGAUCCUGCACUGCUGUGGCUGUGGUAUAGGCCCAGUGGCUGUAGCUCCCAUUUGACCCCUAGCCUGGGAACCUCCAUAUGCCACAGGUACGGCCCUAAAAAGCAAAAAUAAUAAUAAAAUUAAAAUAUUAAGUUAAUUAUAUAAACAUAUAAGUUAUGUAAGUUGCUUUCCAAAGUGGUUAUACCAUUUUUCAUUUCCUCCAGUAAUGCAUAAGGGUUCCAGUUUUUCCACAUCCUAAUCAACACUUAGAAUUGUCUUUUUUUAUUAUAGCCAUUUUAGUGAAUAUUUAGUUGUUAUACAUGUUUUAAUUUGCAAAUGAAUUAUUUUGCUGAGAAAGUAUUUGGGGAUAAUUGAUAGAGUUUAAAUGUGUGCCAUUUGAAAGAUGGAGUAUAUUUAUAGUUCCAGAAAUAGAGGUGGGACAAAUGUAGACUAUAGGGAACUAAAUACUAAGCAAAAGUUAAGCAAAAUUUAAAUAUUAUGGACUCUUUUGCAAAGUUGUAGUGACCUUUUUAUUUACUAUAUUUACAUUCAGCUGUAUCAGUGUUUUCUCAGUUACAGUCAACAGAAAUUAACCAGAGAAGAAAAUGUAAUGUCAGGGUAUGGAGUGAUUAACAGAAUCAAAGGAAAAGUUAAACAACUGGCACUUGGAAAGGAUAGGAAGCAGUGCAGUUUAAGGGAUCUAAGUAGCAGGAAUCAAUGGACAGCCUCCUCAGGGAGCUAUGGUCAAGGCGAAGCAGCUCUGUUUUCAGACCUUGUGUCACUCCACUCAACAUUUAAAUUUUAAGGAAAGAGAGGCUCUCUUUGGCCUAGUUUAGUUUACUUGCCCACUCCUUGGUCAGGAGGCACAAUGAUAAUCUCACCAGAAGUGCAUGCCAUAGGGUAGAAGAAAUUGCUCAGGGGGAAUGUUGAAAUGCCUUUACCAGAAGAAGGUACUUCUUGGGUGCUGGGCAGGCAAGACUGAUAGAUGCCCGGUAUACCGGGUCGCUACCUCUGCUUGAGUGUCUAGGAAGAAUUAAUAGCAAUGAUAGGAGGGUCAACAAAUCUCUAAGUGUCAUAAAUUCCUUGAGUGUUAAUGUCUCCUCCAAUGAUUUCUAGGAAAUCAAUAUGUUUUUCUUUGAACUAAAAAUAAUUACUUUGUUACUCUAAAUAAAAGUAUUUUUACAUACAUAGCGAAUGUUCUUUGAAUGCAAAAGAAGGUUGCCCAUUUAUUUUUUGGAGGAGAAAUGUCAGUUUCACUUUAUUAAACAUAAAUAGAAACACAGAUUCCCUAUAGUAAAAAGAUUAAAUAAAAGCAAAACUUCUGAGAUUCUCCCACUCAGCCUCUCUUGUGGCUCCAGGUGGAUCUUUACACUUGUACAAAUAUGUUCCUACAUUUACAAGGUUAACUGCCUGUUGGCAUAUGUAGGUUUUUUAUAUGUAAAAAUAGAUAGUAUGAGCAAGUACUUCUUCCUUUUUUUUUUUUUUUUUUUUUUUUUUUUUGGCUGUACCCACGGCCUGUGUAAGUUCCUGGGCCAGGGAUCAAACCCGUGCCACAACAGUGCCAUUGUACUGGCAGUGCUGGAUCCCUAACCUGCUGUGCCACAAGAGAACUCCUUUUUUUUUCCUUUUUUUUUUUUUGGAGCAAGUACUUCUUUAAGGUAGGUUGCUAAAAUAGUAUAGUUGUUAAGAGCACAGACCCUAGAGACAAACUAUUAUGAUUCAGAUUGUAGCUCUGCUAUGUGACUGUAUAUUGUUGGUGUUGCCCAAUGAUUUUAAGGAAACUUUUUGCUGACAUACAUUCAUAUAUGUGAACAACUUGCAUUUUCCCCAAAGUGAAUGUGUACCUAGCAAAUGGAUCAAGAUGUAGAUAAUACCUGCACCUCAGAAACCCCUUUGUUCUCUCCUUGUAAACUGCUUCUAUUCAAGGUAACCACUAUCAUGACUUCUAAGACCAUGUAUUUGUUAUUCUUGUUUUGAAAUAACAGUGUUAUUCAUGUAAAUGGAGUAAUAAUUAAUAUGCACAUGUUUGGAAGGAGGCCCAGGUUCAUUCAACGUGUUUAUGAAAUUCAUCCAUAUUGUGUAUUUGUAGUUUAUUAAUUCUCAUUGCUAUUUGAUAUGCCAUUGUGUGAAUAUAUCACAAUUUAUCCAUUCUUCUGUUGAUGGACAUGUGGAUUCUUUGUAGUUUGAGGUAUUACAAAUACUACUGAUAGGAACUUUCUUAUAUAUUUCUUUUGGUAAAGUUUUAGGACUUAUACAAAUAAUGCUACUUAUUAACAUUCUUGUCCACCUCUUUUGGUGACCAUACGUAUACAUUUCUUUUAGAUAUAUACCUAAGAGUGGAAUUGCUGGAUCAUAAGUUAGGUAUAUGUUCAUGUAUAGUGGGUAAUAGUUUUCAGUUUCCAAAGGUAGUUGUACCAAGAUAACACCCAGUGGUGAGUAAGAGUUCUAACUAACCCACAUCCUUGCCAAUAAUUGGUGUUAUCUUUUUCAUUUUAACCGUUUUGCUGAAUGUGACAUUGUCCAGUAAUUUUUGAAGAAUAUAAAAAUUCCGUCUCCCCCACUUAGUGGGGGAGAUGGAAUUUAGAAUAUCAUUCCCCACUGAUUAAAGUUGACUCUGAGUUUGGGCAGCUCUGCCAUAGGAGUGAGGGGGUGCUGGCCUGUCAGUUCCCAAGUUUUCUUCCAGGGCCGACCAGGCCUGGCUCUUAUAGGCUCUUUCCUGCCCAAGCCCAGACCUGCCCAUUUCCCCUAAGCCCUCCCUCUAUCUGGGCCCACAGACCCUCUGGGAAAAGGGAACAUGUGAGAAACACAAUACCAGGGCUUGUCCCUUGGAUCUGGGCCAGUGGUCUGGGCAGAGACUGGGACAGGAGCCACAAGAGUCAGUUUCCCAGGAGAGGCCCAGUGCCUGCCUCCCUCCCAGAGUCACCACCUUCCUGGCACCUCUUGCCCUGUGCUCUCUUGGGCCUCGCAGCCCCAAGAGGGUCUUCUCUGCUGUUUGGUUUGGUUUGGAUUAUCCUUUGUAAUAAAGGGCCCUCCAUCAAACUCUAGAACCACUGCCCACUCUUUAUGUCUAAAUUCCGUAUUUGGUAAAUUAGACGUGUAAAGUUUUAAAAUGAUUGUUUCUAGUAUAUUAUGCAAUUUCAGAUAUUACUACUCUUAGCUUAGACUGAGGAUUGAAAAUUCAUGGCUCACAUUCUUUUAUCUGCUAUUUCCAACCAGGCAGAUAAUGACAGAUGGUGUGACUUACACCACUGAUUUCUAUGUGACCCCAGAUUUUUUUUCUUAAUACGGUGCUCCACAUAGUCACACUGUUGAAUGGAAGUGUGCUGGAAAAUUAAAACACUCUUUUCGUUCUAUACCUCAAGGUACAAGGUAAUCAGCCAAGUCUAAAAAUUUUCCCAAGAAUUGCCAUUAUUUGUUGGCCCUGUAUUAGACUGACAGAAACGUGACUCACUCUUAGAAACCCAUCAUUUAAAUCUAUUACUUAGCCAUGCUAACUGAUAAGCUGGCUUGCUUUUAUUUUAUUCUAGUUAAUUUAAAAUUUUUUGUUUGCCAUUCUGUUUUAAUAUUUAAUUGAUUUAUUUAUCAUUUGGAGUAGGAAAAAUUCUGAAAAGUCUGCUGUAGCUUCUUAGGUCAAAGCAAAUUAGGGGAAAUGACUUGAAAGGAAGAAAGAUGAUACAGAUACAGGGUUAUACAUGAAUUCUAAGUUUGGGGGGUUAGGGAGACCUUUCAAGGUUUUCGAAUAUAUUGGUUAUUGUAUAAUAUAUAUUGAUUAUAUGUUGUCUCUUGAAAUUAAAAAUAACUUCUGGUGGUGAAUUAGAAGUAGUAUUUUUUUUCAAAGUAGAAAGUUAAAGGAUGAGUUGCUUCUUUUAAAAUUUGGGUCAUGCUAAGAUGAUGAAGCUGAUGAUUAAAACCCAAGAUAAAAGAUAAUUAAAACCUGAGGGGAAUAAAGAAGGAGGGGGGGAUAGAUUAAAAAGUAAGAGUUUGGUGACUUAGAUGGAACCAGGAGAUAAGUUUUAGCAGUAGUGGUUUAUGCUCAUGUCAUAUUCCUAGCUCCUUCCCUUGCUAAGUGUGUUACAUUGAGCUUUCAUUUGCCUUGUGAGUCUCAACCGUUUUGGCUAUAACAUAAUCAUAAUUGCUUUUAUUAACUCAGAGUGUUGUGAAGACUAAUCAGGUAACAUAAAUGAAAUUGCUUUAUAAAAUAAGGCACAAUCAAUGCUGUUACCAUAAAUACUAGGACCAUAUGUGAGCCUCAACAUUUAUAUAGCUCAAACUAGAUUUUUAAAAGUCUAGCUUUCCUUUUCUGCCUAUAAUGGAACAGUGUAUACCAGACUUGCCCUCUACCUGUAAACAACUAGAAAAUUGGACAAAAUAUUUGAAGCAACUGUUUUCUGGCCUGGGAAAGCAUAUGCAGUACAGGAAUGUGCUCUCUGAAUGGAUGAAAACAAAUGACUUGUACAAAGCCAUCUGCAUUCUGCCUGGUGUCACUUUCCAGACCUGCACAGGAAAAGGAAAACCAAGGAAAGCAUGGCGGUCUCUGUGUAGAAGACACUGGGAUCAGACUUUGGGAAAGUGGUGGUGGCUUCAAUUUGUGAGGCACAGUACCAGAGCUGUGGGAGCUGCGCAGAGAAGAUCCAGGAAUGUGCAGGGGGGUUUCACUGAGACCUUUGCUGGGUGGUGAGGUGCAGUGUGUAGAGUGAAAUGCUGCAUGGCUAGAACCCACAUCAGUUACAAGGGAACUGUUAAGUCAAACAAUUCCCAGAACUUACGUGUAGCUGAGAGACAGUUCAGUUUUAACCACCAGAGUGGCAGGACCAUAUUGAAAAUCCCAGGCAUUCAGUAGUUACACCAGAGUUGUGCCUCAGAAUAGAACUAAAAGAUUCAAGAAUAAAGGCUACUCUUGACCCCUAGUAAUAACUUAAAAACAGCCUCAAAAAGAUCACUGAUUGGCAAGUACUUUAACUGCCUGCCAAAUUGAACACUCUAAAUAUAGAAAGCAAAAUCUAGAAUUUUAAGAAUAUAGCAUUUAUGGUGUCUGGUACCCAAUAAAAAUUAUGCUAUGCAAAUAAGCAGGAAAACGGGAGGAAGAAAAUCAGUCCAUAGAAACUGACUUAGAAAUUAUGGAAAUGAAUGAAGUAGCUGACAAGGGCUUUGAAACAACUGUAGUAAAUAUGUUCAAGUAUGUAAAGGAAAACACCAUAAUGAGGAGAGAAAUGGCAGAGAUUUUAUAAAAGGUAAAGGGAACUUUAGAGCUGCAAUGCAGCUCAGAAAUAUCUGAAUGGAAUGCAAUGCAAUAUCUGAAUGGAAAAUUCACCUAUGGAUUUUCAGCUGAUUAGUCACUGCCCAAGAAGGAAACUGUGAACUUAAAGAUACAGCAAUAGAAACUAUACAAAUUGAGAUACAGAACAGAAAUAAUAAUACUGAUAAAAAGGCCAGAUCCUCAGUGAUCCGAGGGAUAUUUGAAGUGAUCUAACAUAUGUAUUAUUGCAGUAUCUAAAAAGGGCAGGGAGGAGGAGCCAGAUGAACAAAAUAAAAGCUAUGAUGUCUAAAUCCAAGCAGGAUAAUUGAAAGGAAAACGAUUCUAAGGCAUAUCAUAUUCAUUUUGUUGAGAACCAGUGAUAAAUUAAUCUUAAAAGCAUCCAGAGGUGGGAAAAAAUAAUUAAAUGCAGGGGUAUCGAGAUAAGAAUUGCUACUGAUUUCUUGUCAGAAAUAAAGCAAGCCAAACAAGGAAUGGAAUGAUAACUCAUUCCGUUACAUUCAAUGCUUAAAAAAUAAGUUAAAGAUUUUGUGUUAAGUGAAAAUGAGAGCAACAUAAAGAAAGAGUUUUUUGACAAGUGAAAGCAUGGAGCAUUUUUCUCCGGGAGACCAGAAUUAUAAGAAAUGUUAAAGGAAGUCCUUCUAGAGGAAGAAAACUGAUACCAGUACAAACAAACCUAGCUCCAUACGAAUGAAUGAAGAAUGCCAGAAAUGGUAAAAUAUGUGGGGAAAAUACAAAAAAUACUCUUCUAAUUUUUAUCAUUUCUUUAAAAAUUACGUUUUAAAAGCAAAUGUAAUAACUGUAUGGUGGGGUUUAUAACAGUUUGAAGUCAAAUAUAUGAAAAUAGUAGCACAAAAGUUGGUAUGGUACAUAUUUAUACAUGGCUCAUUUCAGUUGGGUGCAGUUUUCUGUGUUUAUCUAGUAUUUUUAGUGGAUAAAAUCACAUGUAAAAUCAAACCAACACUGAAUUUUUUGCUAUCUCUCUAAAACGUUUGCAUUUUCCAAAACAUGCAUCAUAGCUGAACUGACUGUACAGUUCACCAAGUAUGGCGAGGUUUGCAUCUAUGUGACCAUGAUGAAAAUCAAGAUACAGAACAUUUCCAUCAUCCCCAAAAGUUUACUUGUGCACUUCGUACUGAUUCUUGCCUUCAGCUCCAAGCAACAACAAAUUUGUGUUCUAUUGCUAUAAUUUUGCUUGCUGUAGAAUUUCAUAUAGAUAGAUCUUACAGCGUGAUGUAUAUGUUUUAUUGUUUUUAAAUUCAUCCAUAUUGCUGCAUGUAUCAACAGAUAAUUCUUUUCUAUUGUUAAAAUAUUUUCUGUUAUAUAGAUAUGUCAAAUGUAUUUAUCCAUUCAUUCACUUGUUGAUGGGUAUUUGUGUUUCCAGUUUGGGGCUAUUAUGAAUAAAACUUCUGUAAACAUUAAUGUACAAGCUUUUUUUUGGUGGACAUUUGCGUUCUUCUCCCUAGGAUAAAUAAUGGGACUGCUAGGUGACAGCUUUCAUAACCACCAAAUAGGUCUCCAAAGUGGUUGUACCAUUUUAUACCCCCACCAGCAAUGCCUGAAAGUUGAAGUUGCUUCAUAUCCUCAUGAAUAGUUGGAUUUUUAAUGUUUAGUUUUAGCUAUUCUAGUGGGUGUGUAGUGGUAUCAUCUCAUUUUGAUUGUAGUUUGCAUAUCCCACAAUAACUAAUGAUGUUGAGCUUCUUUUUAUGUGCUAAUUAGCUAUCCUAUCUUCUUUGAUAAUUAGUACAAAGUGUCUAUUCAUAUCUGCUCUUGUGAGAAAUUGGAUUGUUAGUCUUAUUGAAUUUUAAGGAUACUUUAUAUUAUCUGGUUUCAAGCUGUUUUGUCAAAAAAAA